Molecule: messenger RNA, 3971 nt
Organism: Carassius auratus (goldfish)
Lineage: Eukaryota; Metazoa; Chordata; Actinopteri; Cypriniformes; Cyprinidae
Product: carbonic anhydrase 5B, mitochondrial-like
Exons: 7
Coding region: 557-1387 (276 amino acids)
Cellular component (GO): cytoplasm; mitochondrion
Molecular function (GO): carbonate dehydratase activity; zinc ion binding
Source: RefSeq, a predicted model, not a curated record
AUUUUAUAAGAGAGUUAUAGUUAAAACCCAUGCUGUGUUUGCUUUCCAUAAAAUGGGUCCGCACGGUUGUAAUCCCUCUUUGCUGGACCACUUAAAUGUCUGACAGGAAUUAUCGUCAAGGCCAUUUUAAUCUCCUGAAAGGCAGUCGGUCACAUUCUCUGGCUGUUUUAAUUCAACUCCUUUUAUAGAAUCUAGAGCAUGUGACCACAAUCUAAGCAGUUAUUGUGUAAGACGAGCUUCUUGCUGUAUAAAGGAGCUCACACAUCUGCACAAGGAUCGUCUAUAACGUUCUCAAGGGAAUGUCUAUUCAUAAAAGUGGCAUAAAACUCUGCUGACCAUCUUCCUGUUGAGCUCUACAGUCACUUUUUCCCUGACAUUCCACAUUUUUCUUUUUUUCUUUUGAAUCAUCGAGUCACAGAAGGAAGCAUAUUUUCUUCUCGACUUUCAGUUCUCUGAUCCGCUCCAGAAGGACGGCUCGUCGGCUUUUUGUGCUGCUUUGGGUUUCUUUUUGCUGCUUUUUUCCUGUUUGGAUUCCAAGCAUUUCAUUUCAGAACAGAUGUGUAACUCAACGCACGAGGCUGCACUUUGUGCCAUAAAAUUGCAUCCGAUGUGGCAGGAGCCGCUCGCCAUUCCCGGUGGAGAUCGCCAGUCGCCCAUUGACAUAGUGGUGCGUAAAAGCGUCUUUGAUCCACAGCUCAGACCUCUGAAGGUACAAUAUGAGCCAAGGACCUGCCAGCAGAUCUGGAAUAAUGGCUACUCCUUUCUGGUUGAGUACGACGACACAACUGACAAAUCCACUCUGAAAGGAGGACCUCUGGAGGAUCAGUUCAGAUUGUGUCAGUUUCAUUUUCACUGGGGGGAGAACAACGCCUGGGGAUCUGAACACUCCAUAGACCGCCGCCUUUACCCUGCGGAGCUUCAUCUGGUACACUGGAACUCGGACAAGUACAGUUUGUUUGAGGAGGCUGUUAUUGAGGAGAAUGGACUAGCUGUUAUUGCGGUCUUUCUGAAGAUUGGAAAGAGACACGAAGGUUUGCAGAAACUGGUGGAUGCCUUGCCUGCAGUCAGGCACAAGGAUAGUGUGGUAGAGUUCACCAAGUUCGACGCUGCAUGUCUCCUCCCGGAGAACAUCGAUGACUAUUGGACAUAUGCAGGGUCUCUGACCACUCCUCCUCUAACUGAGGCUGUGACAUGGAUUGUGAUGAAACGCCACAUUGAAGUCAGUCAUGAUCAGUUGGCAGUGUUUCGAAGCCUGCUGUUCACAUCGGCAGAAGAGCAGGUGCAGCGAAGCAUGGUCAACAACUUCCGCGUUCAGCAGGCUGUGAAGGGACGCACCGUCCGUUCUUCUUUCACCCCCUUCCUCCAAGAUGCUCCCUCUAUGAAGUAGCAACAAAACUCCGUGAUCUAAUUCACAUCUUAACCUCCAAAACAAGCACAGACUCUUCAGUAACUCUUUAUCGUGGACUCCUGAUAUCCAUAAUGUCUUAACUAGAUUUAAAAAUCACUAUUUCCAAACAGGCAUUUAGGUAUUGACUGAGAGAUUCCAUUGAAAAGGAUUAGCAAAAAUGUAGUUGAGUAAUUAAAGGGCCUGUUUAAUCCUCCGAUAAAAGGUUCAUGCAGUAAAUCAACAUUUCGCUGUAUUUUUUUGUAUUUAAAAUAAUACUAGAAUUCCGAAAAUUCUAAUUUUAGUAUUAAACGCACAUUUCCUUUUAUUAUACAGUAGUAGCAAAGGGAGUCCACUUUUGAGGACAAACAGCCCCCUCUUGUGGAUAACUGACAGAAUGCAAGUGGGGUGGGGAGGGGGGUGGUAGUCAGUAGUUUUAGUUUAGUGGUACACUUACCUUGUUUACUGCGAGGGAAUUUCUUUUAUGCAUGAAACUGCACAUUGCCUUUCACUUUUGAUUGGUUUUUAGAUGUAAAAUAAUUUUAAGUAUAAUACUCUAAAGUAAUAAAACUUGUAAAUAUUUCAAGGCUACAUUUACAUAUUGCAAUAUAAAUGAGACUAGAAAUACAGUCUUUGUGAAAGGUGCAUUAGACAUUGAGAGGUCUGAAAGGAAGGGGAGUAGAUUACUGCGCACAACUGUUUAGUGAAGAUACAUUACUGUACGUGUGUACUUCAGAAUUGUAUAGAAUAGAUUAUCGUCACCAGUGCCUUUUUUAUUGUACUCUGCUAUCUAAUCAUUUGCACAAGUGGCUGGCCAUAAUUGCCUCUCGGUAAAAUGUGUGCCUCCAGUGCAAGUGUCUUGUAGUCGCUGUUCUCAUCCAUUAAGCUCAUGAUCAUAAUUGUUCAUUUGGUUGAUCUUUAGUGUAUUUAGUGUCAGUGAUUUAAAAAAAAAAAGAAUUAACAGAGAAACUGUUUAGCUGUUAUGUAAGAAUGUCUUGUAAAAUGUAUUUGGGAGCACCUGGAUGUGUUUUUCCACUCUGUGUCAUGAAGACAUGGGCAUGAGACCAGGCACAAUGUAGAAAUGGGAUCUACAGUAAGACCAAUUGAUUGUUAUAGGCUAGUUUAAUCCUGGUCAUUCCGUUUUCCUUUAAACGUGCUGGAAAUGGCAAUAAGGUUAAAAUCAGACGCUAAGAUUGUCCAGUACAUGUAAUAUUAUAUAUCUGUAAAUUAAUUGUGCAUUUACAUCAUGGGGAGUUUGAGGUUUUUGGAUUGCUGAUAAUAUUUAGAAGAUGGUCGAGAAGUAACGUCAAUAUUCAGUGAUUUCAGAGAGUGCAGAAACAGCAGAAGUUCCGCAUUCAGCUUUAUAAUUGCAAAGAGGCGCUGGUCUCUUUGUGAUGGCUGAAUAACAAUGUUCUUGUAUAAAUUGUCCCUAAAGUGGCCUCUCGCUUGAAUGGGGCACCUGGUUUUCUUCCUAUCGGGUUCAUGGUUGAAAUUCAGAGUGAUACUAACUAGACUGGAAAGCUGGGUUUGUACUGUACAAACAUUACGUUACACGGAGACUGGGAUCCAUUCCCUACAGCUGCCCAAGUCUUUCGCUGCUCUCAGAGUAGUGAACAUUCUUUCACAUCAGGAGGCCCUGGAUUAAUGUUUUCUCAUUGAAGCAGAUUUCGAAGAGCGUAUGAAGACACCUUUUGUUGUUUGAAUUUAAAUUAUGCAGUGGGUGAAUUAUAGUUUGAGGUUUUGGGACAUUCUGAUUCUUUGCUGUAGUGGGUUGGCAUGGGGUGCUUUUGUUAUUUGCGUUAUAAUAAAUUAGCUUGAGGCCUUCCAUUUUAUAAGGGACAAUAAUAAUCAGUUUAACACUAAAGCUAGUUUUGUUUUAAAGACAGCCUCAGCCUUCACUUAUCAUCUCAAGUAAUUUUCAUAAAUGUCACUUAUGCUGCCUUUAAUAAAUUUUAUGAUGCAAAUGUAUGCAGAACUUUGUUAAUAUGAUUUCUUUGUUGUAUUGCAUGCAUAUUCUGUGUUUUAUUCACUUGUUUUGAGGGAUUUUUGUAUGAACCUGAAGUCUUUUUUACAUUUGAGCCAUUUUUGGUUGAUGUAGUUUUGUUUAACUUUUGGGCGGACACAAGCAUGUGCCCUAGGGAUUUAGGCAGGAAGAGGGUGGUGCCGGAGGUUUAUGGAGACCCCAUCCCAGCAAGUGUUGUUGCACCAGGCGCUGGUUAGGUCCAGAUCAGCUGCAACUAAAAAGUGCGUUUUGGCGGACUAAGCAGAGGGGGAGCCUACAGAGCCAAAGGUGAACAUCAACAAAUGGACAACAUAACUUCAUUCAUUCAUGUAAAAUCAUGCUGUCUGAUGUUCCCGAUUUCACAGACCAGGUUUAAAGCCGAACCCCAGACUAAAAUGUAAAAAUCUAAAAUGUUUCAGUUAAAAGAAACUUGUACUGAUUGAUCUUAAAACAUGUCAGUGAUUUUGUUUUAUCUCAAGAUACUUUCUAAUAAAAAUGACUUUAAUGUACUAAUGGAACUAUAACCAGGCCAUUGUGUAUUAACAUUUUUAUUUGUAAAAAUAAAAUAAAAAUUUGAUGUCUUUA